UUGGCCUACAAAUAAAGAAAGGAAUGACUGAUCUUAUCAUCACGUACUCUUUAAUAAUUUCUUUGAUCGACAGUUCUGUGUUACUAAGAAAAAUGGGUUCCAAGGCGUUUCUUUUGCUAGGUCUUUUGUUGGCUAUUGUUCUUCUCGUCUCUUCGGAGGUGUCACCGAGAGACCUGGCUAAGACUUCCUCUGACCAGAGAAAAGUGGAGGCCACCAAAGAGGCCAAUGUGGUAGAUGAUGCCAAAUACGGUGAAUUUGGAGGAAAACGUGGUGGCGGAUAUGGGGGAUACCAAGGUGGGCGAUCUCGAGAUCCUAGAAUUCUUACAGGUUUGUCCGGCGGCAGACAUCGCUGCCCCGGCAAUCGUAGCGUUGGCUCUGAGUGGAACAAAGGUCCCGGCGGUUGUCUCCCUACUGAUCAUGAUGCAGAAACCGAAGCCAAGCCUCAAAACUAAAGCAACGUAAUUAUCUAAAUUAUAUAUACGGUGUUUAAUUUCGUUGUAAUUAAUGUAGUAUUUAAAUAAGGGUUAAUUAUAAAAUUGGUCCUAGUGCUUUUGAUCUUUAUCAAAUUAGUCCUUUGACUUUAUGAUAGUGUAAAAUUAAUCUUUCUGUUUGCUUAAGUUAGUGGGCCGUUUGCCACAUGUAGAAAAAAGAA
Alnus glutinosa is the source of this 652-nucleotide messenger RNA. Its product is annotated as glycine-rich protein DC7.1-like. NCBI's taxonomy places the organism in Eukaryota, Viridiplantae, Streptophyta, Magnoliopsida, Fagales, Betulaceae. The record is from RefSeq and is a predicted model, not a curated record. The transcript is spliced from 2 exons. Bases 24 to 452 code for a protein of 142 amino acids.